AUGGCUUCCAUCCCCACAGUUGCUUCUUCUUCUUCUUCCUCCACGGCCGGUUCAUCUCGGCUUCUUCAGAUUGUGAAACCGUACCCAUGCUUCCUUCCUCGUGCCGUCUCGUUUCCUGCUUCUCCAUUUCUGCCUCGUCCCAGGGGGAGGAUUGCCCUGGCAAUGGCGGCAGCUGGUUCGAAGAGCAGUCUUCAGAAUGACAACAAGAAAGCGGAGGAGGAAGAGGAAGUGGUAGAGGUGGAGGAGGACUUGCCUUGGGUUCAGGAGAAGGCGUUGGACCUAGUCGAGUUCACAGGCUCCGUCACUCAGGCAAUUCCUGGGCCGAGAGUCGGCCAGAGCUCGCUUCCAUGGAUUCUUGCGCUCCCGUUGGCUUACGCCGGCGUUACCUUCGUUAUUGCCUUCGUGAAGACCGUCAGAAAGCUGUCUUCUCCAAAAACCAAGCGCCGGCGACUGGUGAAUAAAAACGCUACACUGUGUAGAUCCAUUGACGAGUUGCUUCUGCGCGAGGGAGAUGCAUUGCAACCUUCAGAUUUGGAAGUGCUAACGAAGAAGACAGGUUUCACUAUGGAGGACAUUUUGCGCAAGUAUAUCCGCUAUGCACUGAACGAGAAACCAUUCAAUCCAGAACUGGUGUCCAGCUUGAUCCGGCUCAGGGUGGCUUCACAGUUGAGUGACCCCCAAAUGGCUGCAAUUUUUAAUGAGAUCUCUCGGCUGAUUGUGCGUGAUAAAGGCCCCGUUGUCAUGGAUGUUUCAGGAUAUACUGAAAAGGGAUUUAAGAGAAAGCUUGCUGUUCAGGUUCUAUUCGGGAAGGUCUUUUAUUUAUCCGAGUUGUCAGAAUUAUGUUCGAGGGACAGCUCGCUUGUGGUGAAGGAGAUAUUCGGGGUUACAGAUGAAGAUGCUGAUCAGCUACGGGUGCACACCUUCUCAGAAGCUGGGGAAAUGGACUCACUAGAAAGAAUGGUGGACGGUGGUUCUGAUUCAGAUGGAUCUCCUGAUGAAGAAUCAAAAUCAGCUUAG
Messenger RNA from Linum trigynum, 1017 nucleotides. NCBI's taxonomy places the organism in Eukaryota, Viridiplantae, Streptophyta, Magnoliopsida, Malpighiales, Linaceae. The record is from the annotation of a GenBank genome assembly.